CCAGUGUGGAGCCAGAGAGGCUUCAGCAGGAGAUUAAAGCCAAAGUCCUUGCACUCUACACACUGGAGGCUCACCCACUGACCGACUGAUGAUCUGGAUGUUUUUGUGAAGAGCCAUUCCCCCAUAAGGUUUGAGAUGCUUGGACUCAGCUGCAGUAUUUACACAUAUCUUCGAGAGUAAGGAGUUGUCUACAAGCUGCUACAAGCAGCAAAACACUUUCAAACAGAAGCAAUUUUGAUUCCUCUCAGUUUUUGGUAGUGGUUUUCAACUUCAAUUUUUGCUCAAAAGGAAUGUUCAAGGCCUCUUGCAUUUAGCUGACUUAACUGUGGAAGUUGGUGAACUAUAAACACAUGCUAACUCUUGCAAGGCCUUUUCUAAAAUACUAAGAAGAACCUAAAUAAGUAUCAACUUCUAGAAAAAGCCCCAUCUGGUAUCCUGUCAUCAUGAGUAGCGGCGGAACCACCGUAGUUUCACCACCGGAGCCUCAGACUUUCAAACGGGCCAUACGGAAGAUAAAAUGUGCUGCUAUGGUGUCGUCUUUGGCAAAGAGCUGGCAGGGUUGGGCCGUCGACCACGCAGAAAAGCAGGAUGCUAUCCCGAGUGGCUGGAUGCCUUCAUCUAUCAAGGAGGAAGACCAGAAUGACUGCAAGGACACGGUCAAACUGACUGUCACACCACGUGUAAUGGCAAAAGAUGCUGCCGACACCACUGCGAGUAAGAUCAGGACCUGUUCUGUCACCAAGACCAUCCAGCCCAAAUGCUGUGGGUUCAGCUGCAGUGAAUUGGUCGACGCCAUCAACAGCAAGAUGGAGUCAAGUCCAGAGGAGAGCAAUCAAUAUCUAGGCAACGAGUCCCUGAAGAGUUCAAGGAGUAGCAGUGUGGACACAGAGGAUAGUGGGCUUGGAGAGGAGGCAGGACUCAGCAGCAGCAGUGAAUCCAACUUGAGUUACAUCAAGACCAAAAAACAAACCAACAGGCCCAAGAUUAAGAUUGCAACGAUGAAUGACAUCAGAGGCCGCUGGCAGCAGUGGUCGGAGCAGCACAUUGAGGGCCAGAAGCUCAACCCCUUCAGUGAGGAGUUUGACCAGGAGUUUGCCAUGGCUCAGCGUCUCUGCAAGGGCGACACAGGCUAUGGGCGACCCAAAGAUGGCUCGAAGACGGCCGAGAGGGGUGACCGGGCCCAGAGGCACAUUCACAGGGAGAUGGAGGAGAUGGUGUGGAUUAUCAGAGACAUGGGCAUCAAGGAUAAAAAGGGACAUUGCGUCAUUACCUUCGGCCGGCUCUUUGACCGCUAUGUGAAGAUCUCUGACAAGGUGGUGGGCAUCCUGCUGCGUUGCCGCAAACACAACAUGCUGGAUUUUAAGGGGGAGAUGUUGUGGAAAGGACAGGAUGAUGGUGUUAUUAUCACACUGAGGGACUAAAGACAGAUGUAACGUCUUAUGAACAACCAUGAACACUAAAUCUCAUGUGAACCUGGCCAAAGAAACAGCUGGUUAGGUUCAGUGAGAAUUACACAUAGGGGAAAAUACAUUAAAACGAUAGUUUGAUCUGUAUAUGAAUCUGGUAAAUCUCAGGAAUUGUGAUUUAUUACUGUAUUACAUUUAUAAUAAAUAACUCCCAGGGAUGUAAGUUACACUUGCACAAGACAUUAGUUCUUCUCAUGUACCUAACAGGUCAUGUGGUGAGGGGAAGAUAUCUUUAGCAUGCUAACCAUGCUCGCCUUGAUAGGUAUGCUAGUGCUAGGAUGUAAUGCUGGAAAGCUCCACUCAGGCUGCGGUUAAAGAAACUCAGUGUUGCUUUCAUUUCAUAAUUCUGGACUUACAGAGCAAAGUGACCAGUUGUCAUUGUCUCUUUUGGACUCGGGGUCUCAUGCCUCAAGCCUGGUCAUAGAUAGCUAAUAUAGGGCAGAUAGUAUAGAAAGAGUAAAUGAAGUGUUAUAUUAAAUCAGCUGAGUUACUUUCUAAAUGGUUUCAAUCUUUUUAAUAGCCCCACACACAUGUCUUUUUUUAUUUGUUUGUUUGCAAGACUUUACAAAAGUUCUACCAAACUAGUCGACGUGGAAAUGUUGCUAAUUUACUUUUUCAGCAAAAUGUGUGUCAUAUGUAUCAUGUGAACAUCUGUAAUGUGACGUAGCUGAUGCUUCUUGUGCAGGUUAUCAGUAAGUCAUGGUCUAGUUGGGUGCUGUGAACUGUUCUCCAGACUGACUGAAAAAAAUCCUUAUAAAGUUAUGUUAUGAGCAUUUUAUGUGUAAUGAAAACAGCAGUAGCAAGAAGUAACGUGCAAAGGGACAAAGUGACAUCAUUUAUGUGUAAAAAAAAAAACAAUACUGAAUGUGUUUGUUACUUAAAAUCGUUUACCAGUAAAUGACUGCAUUUUGAAAUUUACCUCACUUAAACAAGCAGGAGAGACUUCAGUGGUGUAAAUGAAACUUUAAGAGCUUCAUCAAAUAGAUUGGAAUGCUUUUUUCUUUUUUUUUUUUAAAGUAAACACAUGUGUGGAGGAGUACACUGCUUCCUGUAAAUGUAAGCUUUGUCAAUGGAACAUGCAUUUAGUACUGAGACUGUGAAAUUAGAUUCCGGUAGUUUUGUUGUGCUUAGAGGAGGAAAUCAAUAAUACAUUUAAAUAUUGCUUU
Molecule: messenger RNA, 2632 nt
Organism: Solea solea (common sole)
Lineage: Eukaryota; Metazoa; Chordata; Actinopteri; Pleuronectiformes; Soleidae
Gene: abraa
Product: actin binding Rho activating protein a
Exons: 2
Coding region: 444-1421 (325 amino acids)
Biological process (GO): positive regulation of Rho protein signal transduction; positive regulation of transcription by RNA polymerase II
Cellular component (GO): sarcomere
Molecular function (GO): actin binding
Source: RefSeq, a predicted model, not a curated record